AUGUUGAAGUUAACCCAGUGGCUUUGGGGACUGGGGCUCUUGGACUCUGCCUGGGCUGCCCUGACCAUGGGAGCUCUGGACCUGGAACUGUCUUUCCCCUGCCAGGAGGUCCUAUGGCCACUGCCUGCCUACCUGCUGGUGUCCGCUGGCUGCUAUGCCCUGGGCAUUGUGGGCUAUAGUGUGGCCACAUUUCACGACUGCGAAGACGCAGUCCGAGAGCUGCAGAGCCAGAUCCUGGAGGCACAAGCAGAUUUAACCCGCAACGGGCUAUGCUUCUGACACCUUCGCCCAUUCCUGUCGGGACAUCCUUCCUCAUUCCCUAUUAAAGUGAAGUUUUAUUUUCUUAAAAAUAAAUAAAUAAAACUUUAAAAGAA
Molecule: messenger RNA, 374 nt
Organism: Mesocricetus auratus (golden hamster)
Lineage: Eukaryota; Metazoa; Chordata; Mammalia; Rodentia; Cricetidae
Product: dolichol-phosphate mannosyltransferase subunit 3-like
Exons: 1
Coding region: 1-279 (92 amino acids)
Biological process (GO): GPI anchor biosynthetic process
Cellular component (GO): endoplasmic reticulum membrane; dolichol-phosphate-mannose synthase complex
Source: RefSeq, a predicted model, not a curated record